AUGUCCUUGAGAGAAGUAACUAACUAUGAAGUUUCCUUCCAUAUCCCAUUGUCCUAUAGCAACAGGGCGCAUAAGAUUUGUAAACUUCCAAAUGGAAUUUUGGCAUUAUUAAUAUCUGAUCCAACGGAUACUUCAAGCUCAUGCUCACUGUCAGUUUGCACUGGCUCCCACAAUGACCCAAUGGAUAUCCCAGGUUUGGCACACCUUUGUGAACACAUGAUUCUUUCUGCAGGUUCUAAAAAAUACCCUGAUCCUGGUUUAUUUCACGCACUAAUCGCCAAGAACAACGGCUCUCAAAAUGCCUAUACGACAGGAGAACAAACGACUUUUUAUUUUGAAUUGCCCAAUACUCAAAAUAAUGGUGAAUUUGCAUUUGAAUCCAUCUUAGAUGUGUUUGCGUCAUUUUUCAAAGAUCCACUCUUCAACCCUUUAUUAAUAAGUAAGGAAAUAUAUGCCAUACAAAGCGAGCAUGAGGGGAACAUAUCAUCAACAACAAAGAUAUUCUACCACGCAGCAAGAAUUUUGGCCAAUUCCGAUCAUCCUUUCAGUCGGUUUUCCACUGGCAACAUACAUUCACUAUCAAGCAUUCCACAAUUGAAGAAAAUAAACUUGAAAAGCUCACUAAACACUUACUUCAGAAGUAAUUUUUUUGGGGAAAAUAUAACAUUGUGCAUUAGGGGAUCACAAUCCGUUAAUAUACUUACAAAACUCGCCAUAUCAAAAUUUGGUGAUGUAAAGCCUAAAAGCAUCGUGAAAGAGAGGCAUUUUUCGAUUGGGAAAGGGCCAUUUCGAAAAUCAACGUCAUUAAGACGAAGUCUGAAUUCUCCUAAAAACGACUAUCGUAACUUAGAAGACUUCAAAAUACUAGACACCGUAUGGGAAAAAAAAUACCAAAAUACAAUGUGUUUUCAACAUGCUCCUGAAUGUAAUUCGAUUUUUAUCAACUCAAAUAAAAUGCCUGUGAUGAGAUUUCUAUUUCCGGUUAGUGAUAGGAACACCAGAUUUACAAAGGAUGACAUAAAAAUAUACAGUCAUCUAUGGUGUGAACUUUUUGGCGAUGAGUCUCCAGGAUCUUUGAGCCAUUACUUAGUGUCAAGAGGCUGGAUCACAAAAUGCUUUGCUUUUACCUCAGAAUUUGCUAUUGGUGACAUAGGAUUAAUCUUGGAAUUAGAACUAACAAACAGUGGAUGGAAAAGCAUCAAGAACAUUACAACAACGAUAUUUUCUGAACUUUUGCCUUCCUUCUACGUAAAAAACAUCGAUCAUUUGGUUACUUUUUUGAAAGAACAGAACUUGAUUGAUCUUGCUCGUUUUCUAUACCAAAGUUCUGAAAAUCUACCCAUGGAGGAGUGUUCAAAUUUAAGCAGUUUUCUUCAGGAAAAUCUUGAGUGUUUAACUCCCUCCAAUGUAUUCAAGGGAUUUAAAUCUCUUAUUGAAAUAGAUGAUCCUAAUAUCGAAAAAUAUGAAGAAACAAAGGCCAACGUGCGGUGGUGGACAGGCCAGGCAAUCAAAUUCCAAAAUUUUCUAAAGUCGCACAUGAAGCAUGACAACACGCGCCUUUUACUCUUGGGGGAUAUCAAAUCCCACAAGAUAUUUCACAUAAUCGAAAAUAAGAGUGAGAUACGCACUGAUUUUUUCUAUGAGUUUGAAUAUUAUACAGGAAGCGUUCAUUUAGCAGAAGAAAAUAAAUACUAUCCAAAAAGCUCAUAUGAAUUCAAUUUUCCGAAAAGUAAUCUCUUUUUACCUGAUUACAUCAGCGAUCCAUUAAAAUUGCGACAGCUUUUCUUGGAAUGCUCACUGAAAUCAAAAUUUGCCACUCUUAGACCACAAAUUUAUAGUGAGCCCACCAGGAGAGAGCCUCAAUUGGUCAGCGAAAAUCUAAAUUAUGAGAUGUGGAUUUUAAAAGAAGACCCAAAUUUUGCCUCGAACAAUAAAUCUGUUGUAUCGUUUGAAGUUUUAGGAUUAGGUAUCAAACCAAGUCCAGAGGCGACAAUUCACCUGGAAGUGCUAGCACAGGUAUUAUUUAUCAUCACCUCAUCACAUCUUUAUCCAGCUCUAAGAAUUGGUUAUACAUACGAGAUUGCUUCCUCAAGCAAAGGCAGUGUGACGCUUCGCUUUACCAUUUCUGGUUUUCCUGAGGGUGUCUUUAAAAUAGUAAAGACAUUCGUAGAUACGUUAAAACUAAUUGCUACAGAUCCCACGUUUCUUUCGAAAGACACCUUGAGAAAGGCAAGAAUAUUUGUCAGAAGUAAAUAUGAGAGCGCAUCAUCAGAUAAUUGCGUGAAACUAGCUAGUAUUGGGUUACUGAUUGUUUUAGAGGAAUUUAUAUGGACUUUACAGGAUAGAAUUAAUGCUUUAGAACUUACGGAAAUGGAGUCUUUCAAAGAAUUUUGUUCCCUAUUUUGGAAGAAUCCUAAGCAGUUAGUCUUGCUCGUGCAAGGAAGCCUCGACUAUGCAGACGAAAUCAACCAUUACUUAAACAGAAAUUUUACACAGCACCUGAAAGUCUGUAAUGAAGGUUCCAAAUCAACCAUACAUCUUUACCCUUCGCCGAGUACUAAAAAUCUAGAUGAAGGCACAAAUGCCUUCAUCUCUUACAAUGGCCAUCAAGACGACCCUAACAAUAGUAUCGUGUACUUCAUUCAAACUGCACAAAGGGACGAUAUAGAAAACCUAGCACUAACGUUCCUUACAGAGUAUCUAUUUUCGCUAACAUUAGUACCUGAUUUAAGGAAUAGAAAACAAAUUGGGUACAUUGUUUUGGGAGGCCUUAGGGUCUUGACAGACACUGUUGGGAUUCAUGUAACUGUGAUGUCUGGGAGCUCAGCACACAAUCUUGAAACCAAGAUCAAUGAGUAUUUAUCUUACCUGGAACUACAAGUACUAGAUAAUCUCACUGAAAUUGAUUUCCGAAAAAUGCUAUUGGAGCCAUUUUUAACGCUGUUAAAGCAAAACAGUAUCACCAAAUUCGAAGAAUCAGCUGGUCCUGUAGACCUAUUGAAUGAGAUAGUGGCAAAUGUACAGAACGGAGACAAUUACACUCUCAACAACAGGCAAAUGAAACAACAUAGGAAAGUAAGAAAUAAAAUCACCGAAAAGAGACUUAAUUUCCAAGAAGAAUAUGAAAUGGUUAACAUCCCCUUUCUGCAAAAGUUAACUCUAAAGAAGUACUUGAGGUUUUUUCAAGCAAAAAUCUCUAUAUAUUCCACACAAAGAAGUAAAAUUUCAAUAAUGAUUGCAAGCCCAAUGGCUGAAGAAAAGAUUGCAAGUAGAAGGAUAUUUCUCCAACUAGAAGCUUUCCUGAAAAUUAAAGGAUUUGCAAUAAAAAAUGAAGAUUUGAAAAAAAUUGUUGAACAUUCAGAGGGUAGUCCUAUGUUACUGGUAAAGAAUCUUUUCACUCAUUUUCGCAAGAGGAAUGAAGCUUUCAAGCUUGGUACUGUUGUAUUACAGGAAAUACUUAAAAUCAUCGGAAUGAAUUUCAAGCAGGGAUACGGCUCUGUAUUAGGUUUUUCUUCGCAUAAUAGUGAAGGACAAGACGUAAAAAAUUUUUGGAAGAACGAUAUAGAGCCGGUAAUUCCUCUUCAAGAGCUUCCUGACCCGAACUUUUUUCGCAAGUACGUCUUCUAA
This is a messenger RNA of Saccharomyces mikatae IFO 1815, 3627 nucleotides long. RefSeq names its product Axl1p (gene AXL1). Bases 1 to 3627 code for a protein of 1208 amino acids. Gene Ontology annotation, molecular function: metalloendopeptidase activity; metal ion binding. Gene Ontology annotation, biological process: peptide catabolic process. The record is from RefSeq and is a predicted model, not a curated record. Lineage: Eukaryota; Fungi; Ascomycota; Saccharomycetes; Saccharomycetales; Saccharomycetaceae. Gene Ontology annotation, cellular component: cytosol; mitochondrion. The transcript has a single exon.